GAUUAUAGAUAAUUAUUAAACACUUUCCUACAAUAAUAAUCCCAUAAUACAUCUAAAUCAUCUACCACAAAACCAAAAUUAUGUCUGCCCAAGUUGAAGUCUCAAAUGGAGGGGAAGAAGAUGGCUCAUGGGUUAUCGACUCGAUUGCCAAUUUCACAUUGAUGCCUUCAUCAUCGUCAACCGGAAAGAUCCAUAGAGUUCCAACAAUGGUGAAAGGUUCAAAAGAUCACUAUCAGAAGUACUAUGUCCCAAAGGUUGUCUCCAUUGGUCCAUACCAUCAUGGCAACCCGAACCUUGAUUUAGUUGAGAGACUCAAACCCGGUUUUACAAUGAAGCUCCUUCCAGACAAUAAGGAGAACCUAAGAAGUUUGUGGAAAAAAUUUGGAGAACCAAAUAAGGUGCAAGAGUUAAGAAAUUUCUAUGAAGAGAAGUCUACAAUUGCGUUUUGCGAUAAGGUAUUCGUUAAGAUGAUGUUGCUUGAUGCUUGUUUUAUUUUGUAUUAUAUUCAACACAUUUUUGGUAAGAAUUUUGAAGAUGUUGAUCAAGAUUUGAAAAGCCACCAGAUUGUGUAUGUUCGUCAAGAUUUGCUCUUGCUUGAAAACCAAAUUCCUUUCGACGUUUUGGAUGAGGUGAUGAAGUUGAUGCAGAUUAGUCGUGAGAAGAUUAAACCAUUCAUCAUUGACAAUAUUUUGGCAUGUGGGGAGCCUAGUAAAAGAUGGUAUGGAUCGAUAUACAGUUAUACUGUCAAAAAUUGUAACCGUUUUAGUGAAAAAUCGGAGUUGGACUUUAAUAAAGCCCAACCUGAUCAUCUUCUUCAUCUUCUUCAUCUUAACCUCACUAAGGAAAAAGCUCCCAAAGAUACAUCAAGGCAUAUCGAUAGAUGCACUUUUCGCAAUGUUACUGAGCUUACGGACGUAGGGAUUCAAUUCAAGCCUAAUAGCUCUAUGUCUUUGGCUGACAUUAAGUUCUUUAGAACUUGGUGGUGGUGGUUUUCAGCUAGUGUCAAACUACCUCCAAUUACUGUGGAUGAUUCCACUAAGCCGAAACUACUAAACUUGAUAGCCUAUGAAAUGUGCUCUCAAAAUGCAGGAAAUUCUUGGGUUACCUCAUACAUAUGUCUUCUUGAUGCUCUAAUAGAUCACCCUGAAGAUGUCAAAACUCUAAGAAAAUCUGGGGUGCUCGAUAACUCUCUUGGAAGUGAUAAAGAAGUGGCGAAAUUGUUCAACGAAAUAGGCACUGAUUUAGUGCCAAACAAUUUAGCUUAUUUGGAUGCUAAGAACAAAAUACAAAGGCAUUAUGAAAGUUGGAGGAAUGGAUGUUUUUCUCAACUUAAGCAUGAGUAUGUCAAGAGCCCAUGGGCAUUCAUUGCACUUAUUGGAGCUUUGUUGGCUCUUUUUCUUAGUGGUGUUCAAACUUAUUACACUGUUUGGAGUCCCAAAGGUGAUUGUGAUUAUCUUUGCUUGUUUUUGAGGAGAAACCAUCACUUAUAAGAUUUAAACAACUAGCUAGAUGGUUCUUCUUAAUUACUGAUUUGUUUUGUGUGUGAAGUGUGUUGUGUUAAUUUCCAUAAGAGUUUGAUUGCUUGUGUGUGGGAUUUGAGUUUACUUGUAAUAAGAAAACAUAUAUAGUUAUCAUUUUAAUUAUAACCAUCUAAUA
Molecule: messenger RNA, 1656 nt
Organism: Erigeron canadensis
Lineage: Eukaryota; Viridiplantae; Streptophyta; Magnoliopsida; Asterales; Asteraceae
Product: UPF0481 protein At3g47200-like
Exons: 1
Coding region: 81-1490 (469 amino acids)
Source: RefSeq, a predicted model, not a curated record